AUGGAAGUAGAUGAACCAGUGACACCAAAAAGAAGCCGGUCCUUCCAGCGCCGCGUGGCAGAAGGCCCGGCGACUCCCUUCAGUCCCAUACCCUCCCCGACGGUCGUUCUGGCGUCAGGCAAUGAGCUCAUCGUUCGCGGUGUUUGGGACCAAUCCAAACCUCUAAUUGACCCAGUCCCAGUCGUUGAACGACUCAUCAGCGACAUCGCUCAAUCGAUUCCCGACCUGGCCGAUGUCCAUGUCGUCAUCAAACCGUUCCUCUCGGGCAACCGAGCCAAUCCUACUACAUCCUGCUACAUACGUCUGCACCCCUCACUGGAACCUCUGACCCCUGACGACGAACCUCGCUUCGACCUGCUCGGAUCGAUUACGAAGGAGACUCCUCUGGACAAGACAAUCCUUGAGAAGCUGAGAUCACACAUUGAGCAUCAAGGCUUUCGCGUCGUUGACUCAUUUAGCAACAGCAGUGGUCCGAUCCUCAUUCUCGCAGAUCCCUCCCAUGUCGAUCAGAUUCUCGACCAGCGCAAGCUUACCAUCACCUCUGUAUCCCCCAAUGAACUGACUGUCCUCCCUGGAUGCCAGAUCGAGAUUUUGCAUGCGUUCGAACUGGUUAUCAUGGGAAUCAGCGACUUCGAGGGUAUCUCCAGCCAUGUCCUUCGCUGGAUCAAUGCCACCUUCAUCGAUGGCAACGAUCGGCUCCUAGUCGGUCACCGCAUUCCCCCUGGUGAACCCGAUGCGCUCGUCUUUUGGAUGAGUGACUGGAAAUUGACCUCGAAAGUCCUUCAGGCUGCCAAAAUGUUCAGUGAACAAUUCAAACAAUACAAGCUCAUGCCGCCGCAGCUCCUCUGGCAAGCCAAUACUCAUGGAACUUGGCACAUCAACUUCACCCAGACAUUUACAGCCGGCGCCGAGUCCAUGAACUCUGGACUUGCGGCACUCACUCAUCGCGUGGACCAAAUGCAAAGGGAGACUCGAGCGCAGAAUGAUGCAGUGCAGCUUCAGCUCAGUGGGGUCACCGCAUCUCUAACGACAAUCACCUCCCACGUUGGACUUAUUGUGGACCAGCUCGGAAACCAGCAACGAGCGCUCCUUAUCGCAAUCCCUCCCACUCCUUCCACACCUGGAACUCCGUCGCCUUCACCUCGGCCAAGCCGCGGACUCACGAGCAACUCCACGAUAAUUAUUCCGCCUGCACUGCGCACUUCCACCAGACGCUCUUCAUCCAUCUUGGAGGACCCGCUAACUCUCAGGCUCCCCAGCUCCUCAGUUCCCCUCUCUCGUGGCACCUCCACGGAUGCUCUGGGCAGGUCAAGUGCCAAGAAACCUCGCACAUCGAAGAGCAGCCCAGUCAAUGAGGGCGGCACCUCGCAGAGUGACCAGGUGCGUGACUAUGGCAGUGGCUCUAUGUCUCUCCCGCUGAACGCGGCUCGUGGCAUCUCCUCAGACUUUGUGCUGAAGUCAAAACCGUUGCACAGUUGCAUGCCAGCUCAUCGAAAAAUUGGGUGUACAUGCUUCCUCGUUGUUGAGGCAUUGAGGGAGGCAGUCGGAAAUGUCACGGGUCGCGUAUUUGCUUGUCCCCUAGCUAGAUCGCAAUCUAUUGUAAUCAAACUGGUGCUCUCUACCCAUUUUCCCCUCCUCUUUAUCCUGCUGGUGGUUCUCACCCUGGUCAACCUAUCCAAUGCGGUACCGACUGCUCCCCCAUCCACACAACCCUUAUCCAUAUUCGCGUUGAAUGCAAAUGGCCUGGUGCAUGCGGGCAAGGUUCACCAUGUUAACACAGCCAUUAAUGCAAGGCAGCCUCAUGUCUUCGUGCUCUCGGAAACCAAGACUGCAACUAAGCUGAGUUCCACACUGCUUGACCAUGAUUAUGCAAUAUUCGAAGAACCCGGAGUGGCACAGAGCAACUCCCACCAUUAUAAGUGGGGCGUUGUUGUCGGUGUCCGCAAGGAUUUGCAAGUCUCACAAAGACAUGUUGUGACUCAUCGCGCUCUGCGAGGACGAAUUGUUGCCGUUGACAUUGUGCUCUCGACAAACUCCGGUUGCGGCUAUGACACCGCAUUCAACAAACCUCACAUCAAGUACCCAAACAAGAAUGAAAAGCAUCGUUUUCAAUGGUUUCGUGAUCGCGUGGACUCCCAAGUUGCAGACAAUGCGACUUCUCACCUUCCUGUCAUGGACAAUGAAUCAUAUCUCUCACGAUACAACCUCCUAACUCAGAUAAUACUGACAUCCGCUGAAGAGUGUUUCGGACGUGUCAAGCGCUUCCGCAAACAGCAUGCACUGAUUACCUCGCCCUCCAUAGAAAGCCUGACUGCAUCCAUACGACAUCUAGGGGGCGCAAUCCGCAUCGCACGGUCUGCAGGCCAACCCGUGACCGUAUCGUUCACUGCACAGCAGGCCUUCAACUGGUAUAUUGGACGUUAUCAUGCUGAACCACUCACAUUGCCCUUUGUAGAUUUCCUCAUCAAAUCCCGUCGUGCACUCUAUAAGAACCUAUUUGCAGAACGUAUGGCAGAGAUAACCCGCCGUGCACGGCUCACCAACAAGAAUCGCAUUACAGCGGCCCUGCUUGGCAGGUCAACCAAGCAUUUUGUCACCCCGGCGAGCUAUAUCCCUAUGCCGCUCGCUGUCAAUGACCUGACUGAUCCCGCGCACCUCAUUACUGACCCCGAUGCCGUGAAGGAAACAACCCGCCAGUACUUUUCCAAACUCUACCACCACGACCCACCUCCAGACAUCCCGAAACCCUGGAUGACAACCAGAUCAGUAAAGGAAGUAUGUGAACAUGUUCACGCUGACCCUUUUCAGUGGCCGCAACCAGCAUCCAUUGUAGCAUUUCGUGCAAUGCUGCGCAAAGGUAAUGCCCGACCCUCUCCAGGGCCCGACGAAUGGGAAAAAUGGUGCGUCAAGUCACUUUCCGAUAACACACUUUCGCUCGUGCUGGACCUGCAUAACUAUAUGGUCAUGCACGCACAUUUCCCCGGUGAUCUAAAGGAUAUGUGGAUUACCAUGUUCCACAAACGGGGCAUUCGCACGGACCUCACGAACUGGUGUGGGCUCUUUCUUUCCAAUUUUCUUGCCAAUUCUCCCCUCUCUUGGCUGAACCAUUGCCUCAUGCCAUACUCGGCAAGGCUUGGUAUUAUACCUGAAACCCAAGUCGCCACACAGCCGGGUGUUCAGAUGCACGACCUUAUGAGCUUUCUUGCUGGGCUGAAAUGCUGGUCUUCACGUCAUCACCAGCCCAUCUACACACUCAAGCGAGAUCAGAUGAAGGGCUUUGACUACCUCUCCCCACAGGGCUUUUAUGAUGCCAUCACAGCAUAUGGACUUCCACAGGCAAUUAUUGACCUUGACAGAGCUUCUCAGACUGACACAAGGUGCUUUAUUCGCACAGCCCAUGGAACGACAGAGCCGAUCAUUGUCACCGGUGUCACAAAGCAGGGUGGUUCACUUUCUCCUGUCAAAUCAACAUACACCACCAGUCUCGGCCACCGAUAUCUGAAUGACAUUGCCUCACAAGACCCCAAUACUGUCAUCGUGUCAACAAGCAGCGCAGAGCGAGGCGAUCCACACCUACCCGAAGAUCACACCCACCUAUCCAUUGUAAUGGUGGAGGCAACUGACGACUCUUACAUCUUCACCAAAACACUGAAAUCACUUCGCAACAACACACUCCAUAUGGAGCGCUUUCAGUUUGCAUACGGAUGGCUCACCCAAUGGACUAAAACCAUAGCUUACCUGCUCGGAACAACCGGAGUGCAGCCACCAACACUCUCCUUCCCUUCCAUCACGAAUCUCCCUGGUGUUGACCCACUCACUGUCACUGAGCACACAGUCCCCCUCGUCCUCAACAGCCUCGACUUUCUUCGGACCAAUGUCGAUGAUCCCACUGCAUGGUUUGAGGAGCUUCGUGAAUACAUCGACACAUUCACCUUCCCGACACUCAUCGGGCGCCCACCCAUUACACUCUUGCGCAAGAUCAUAAGCCAGAGUGUUAUCUCACGAUGCCGUGCCCUCCUUUCACUUCAGCCUGUCAAACUUGCAGAUGCCGAGAUUCUGGAUAACUGCCUCAUGACAAAGGUACAUGCUGUCCUGGGCCUUCCGUUCCGCUUCAACACCCACAUUGCCACGCUGCCCAUCGCACUUCACGGAAUGGAGUUUUCGUCAAUCUCCCGCAUCAACAGUGCUGCGGCAGUCAAAGGACUCGCUCGGGACUUGAACCACCACGUUCCCGCAUACCGAAACAUGGCGAGGGUCACGAUGGCAGACUGGACCUGUGACAAGAAUGGCUGUGUAUACCCCCUCGAUGGUACAGGACUCUCGAAAGACUUUUCUCACUAUGCAAAGAGCAUCCCAUCCACAUGGAUUACCGCACAGAAGGUUAUGUCAACAAUGACUCCAAAGCUCUCACUGCGGAUGACAGACAGGUCCGAUAUCGGCUCUGGGGACAUAUUCCUAUCCCAUGUGAUAGCGAUAUGCAAUCACCACAUACCGAAAUGUGCGGGAGACCCCGACGGGCACACCCUCCGCUCCCUCCGAGGCAAACACAUACGCACACUCAGCGACAUGGGCACUUGGCGCCUGAGUGCAGAUAAGCGGCUCAGCUUCCACUGUCUCCCACCACCCACAGACACUGCAUGGUCCCUCACAGCACAGCAGAACUGGCAAAGGAUAUCCACGCGGUUAGCCUCCAUCGACAUCACCUGGAUGCUGAGUGGACCCAUCGACCUCCUCCUAUCGAGAUCAGAUCAUCAGCGGGCAGCGAAAGAUCAGAUCGUACACAUGGCUAACGUGUGCGGCUUCCUCCCAUCUCCAACCUCUGGAGGACGACAGUUGUGGGGAUCUGAUGGCUCAAUGCUACCUGCCUCGGCGGGGCUUGGCGAAAACAGGUCUGUCACGGCAUCUGCGACAGGGCCCUCCAUGUUGGUGGUCAAGCUAAAGGGCCGUAACGUCAAUAUCCUUCAUGGCGAGCUCAUGGGACUGAUAAUGGGCCUCUGCCUCGCAGAUAUCUCACUCGAAAUCCCAUACCUCCACUCUGAUCACAUGAACUUGACCCGCCUGAUUGAUGACUCGAAAACCGCAGUCAAUCAAGAAGCGAGACUGCGAAACAUAAAUGGUCGCUCGUACUACAGAUGGAUCCUGUUCCUCAUACAGCGCAAGCACAUGCAGGUUCUAUACACACCUGGUCAUUCUUCUGAGCAGUCGGUCCCUGCAGCACUCAACCAUGAAGCCGACCAUUAUGCCUCCCGGUCCCAGAACUACAUACACGACAUCGCCUACGCUCCCAUUCCCACGUUCUCCAUGAACACAUUCACAUAUUACACAGAUGACGACAGAUGGAUCGAGUCCAACAUCCGUGUCUUCAUCAAUCACUUCUUGGCGAUGAACACUGCCGCCUCCCUCAGUCUCGGAAACUGGCAAAGGAUGGCAGCACACCUAUACGACUCACACCCCCCUCCCGCCUAUCCCUACACCCAUGCGACGGCCGCAUAUUCCAUCAUCAUCCAGCUCUACGCACGCUCCGGACAGCUGCCAACAGCUGAUCUCCUCAACAAUCAUGAGAAAAUGUUGAGCAACGUCUGCUGCUUCGGCUGCGAUGCAAUUGAGGAUGCGUACCACAUUUUUGUUCGAUGCCCCCGGUUCGAGAGUUGGCGGGAGGAGACAAGUCAGGCACUGGUGGCUCGCACCGAGAUGAAGCUCGAUGAGCAGGAGACUGAGACAGACGAUCAGAAAGCUAUCUUACAUGCAGCUAAGUCACUAUUCAAAGACACUCCUGUCAUUUGGCCACUAUACUACACUUUCUAUUUUCUAGGCCAUAUUCCGAACUUGGAGCCCUUGCUCCCUGACCCACCCAAAGACCGCGACGGUAGAAUGCGACGACGCAAACUCUUACAUCACCUGUCGGCCGACUGGCAUCUAGUCGCAAUACGAUUGGCCGGCCGGAUCUUCGGUGAUGUGCAGUGGGAAAUGGCGAAGAGGAAUGAGCUGCUGUGGGGCAAACAUUGA
This is a messenger RNA of Sparassis crispa, 6006 nucleotides long. RefSeq lists its product as hypothetical. Lineage: Eukaryota; Fungi; Basidiomycota; Agaricomycetes; Polyporales; Sparassidaceae. The coding region runs from base 1 to 6006 and encodes 2001 amino acids. The record is from RefSeq and is a predicted model, not a curated record. The transcript has 4 exons.